CAAUCACAUCUGUCGCUGAUCUGGCUCCCAAUGGUUCUGAACGGCGCGGUGCUGCAUAACAUUUCGCGAUCGUUUGUUUCGUCGGUGCCCACUAUUCAGCCCUAUAGAAAGUGGAAACCGUCGGCAAACCUUGGAUUCUCAAAUUAUUGUGUUCCAGCGAAGGCAAUCUCUCCUCUCCGAGGGGUUUCGAUUGGAAUUCGAAGAGGGUUUUAAAAGAGGCAGCUUCUUGACUGUAAUUUUGGCAAUUAUCUAAAAAUCCCUAAGCUUCGUGGCAGCUGCCGUCGUCCGGAAGAUGUCCGUUCUGAAUUCGCUGUUCAACAGGGCUACACUUGGAACUAGAUGCAAGACUUGCUUGAAUUUGGCCAUCUCACGCAUAAAAUUACUGCAUAAUAAGAGAGAGUUGCAACUGAAGAAUAUGCGCAGAGAGAUCUUUCAGUAUCUUCAGACAGGCCAAGAAGCCAUUGCUCGAAUUCGGGUGGAGCAUGUCAUACGUGAACAGAAUAUAUUGGCUGCUUAUGAGAUUAUAGAGCUAUUUUGUGAAUUUGUUCUUGCCCGUGUUCCCAUUCUUGAAACCCAGAGGAAUUGCCCCUCAGAAUUGCAGGAGGCUGUUGCAAGUAUAAUCUUUGCUUCUCCAAGAUGUUCAGAUUUGCCAGAGUUGAUGCAGGUCCGGAAUUUAUUUGCUGCAAAAUAUGGGAAGGAGUUUGUCUCAGCUGCUUCUGAGCUGCGACCGGAUAGCAGCGUCAAUCGUACGAUCAUUGAGAAACUAUCAGUGAGAGCUCCACCUGCAGAUUUAAAGCUUAAGGUUUUGAAAGCUAUUGCUCAAGAGUACAAUCUGGAAUGGGACUCAUCAAACACUGAAGCGGAAUUUAGUAAAAAACAUGAAGACUUGCUGGAUGGAUCAAAUCCCUCAAACCUACGGGGACCUGUUGGUGAGAGUUCUGUGGAUAUGUUGCUACCCAAGAAUGGCCUUCCUGGUUCAGCCAUCAAAGAGAAUCAAAAAGAUCAAAUGCUUCAGGCUUCCAUCCCCUCAGUAAAUAACCCUUCAGCUCUCAUGAGUGGAAUCUCUUUGGAGGGCACCAAAAGGGUAGAACCACUCAGCGGUCAGAAAGGAGGAUCACCUAGUGAUGAGAAAGCAGGUACAAGCUGGACCUCGUCCGAUGUUUUGGAGAGAGCUCGAGCAGCCAUUGCUUCAGCCGAGCGCGCAUCUGCUGCUGCCCGUGCUGCUGCUGAGCUUGUAAAUGUUAAAUUGCAUCGCCAAGCUAGCAACACCAAAAGUUGAAAUCAGAUCGAUCUCUUUCACAAAUUUAAAAUUUGUUGAAGCUUCACAAAAGACGAAAGGAAAAUCUAUUCUGUAAUUAAUCAGGAGUGAUAUUUCAUGGAAACUUUAAGCGGCUGAACGUGCAUGAUGAGGUCUCAACUUUUUUUUUGUAAAAAAAAAAAUCUCUUUUUAUUACGAAA
Elaeis guineensis (African oil palm) is the source of this 1458-nucleotide messenger RNA. RefSeq lists its product as uncharacterized. Gene Ontology annotation, biological process: protein transport. NCBI's taxonomy places the organism in Eukaryota, Viridiplantae, Streptophyta, Magnoliopsida, Arecales, Arecaceae. The record is from RefSeq and is a predicted model, not a curated record.